Besnoitia besnoiti is the source of this 3387-nucleotide messenger RNA. RefSeq lists its product as uncharacterized. Bases 1 to 3387 code for a protein of 1128 amino acids. Lineage: Eukaryota; Apicomplexa; Conoidasida; Eucoccidiorida; Sarcocystidae. The record is from RefSeq and is a predicted model, not a curated record. The transcript is spliced from 5 exons.
AUGGCGUCUGUAUUGCCCUCAAAACGAAGUAUAGCUCUGAACGAGGAAAGCUCCUCUUUUGCAGACACAGAGACGGUCCUUCGGUCGCACUUCGUGCCUCAUGAGACAAGGCCCUGUACUAGGUCUUCACUGCAACAGGGCAUCGUGAAGUCGUCCGCAAAGAAAACCUCUGAGGCGGACACAAGCAUGUUAGUAUUGCACACCGCGCGGGACACACAGUGCACCAAGGAAAAUGCCUCCCAGAAAAGGCAAGAAAAUACACACCAAAGGGCGCAGCCAUCGACUGUUGCAGACUCGGGUGCGCCUGUCAUCGUGUCCUCGUCCGGAGCAAGCCAACUGGAAGAAAGCAGCUAUCGUCGCCAACGCAAACAGGGCGUAGCCCUGAAAGGGGUGCCUGGUGAAUUUGAAGUGGCUGAGACUGAAAGGUUUACAGAAGUUGGCACCGGUGCUAAUUUUUCAAACAAAUGUACCAGCGAGAGGAAAACGGCAGUGAUAGAUUCUGAUGGAGCCGCGGUGCCUCGCCGUUCUCAAAGUGGAACCACAGCACUGGACAGUGGGAGGUUCUUCCCCUCUGGAUUUCUGAAAAAGCAUGAAAAGUCGAGAGAGGAACUUCUAUGCCCAAAGACAAUGGCUGGCGAGUUGGUGGGAGCUUCACGAGAGUGUGGACCCACACGUGGGCACAAAGAGCAUUCCAUCAAGAGAGACGAACAAAUAUCAGCCCGAGUAUCGAGGGCCUUCGUGUCUCACGAGCUAACCACACAAAGCACGCAUAAGAGCGUUAGCGAUGGAGGGCCGGGGGACGUUGAGAGUGGAAAAACGACUGAAACCGUGACGGACACUAGGUCAAGGAUAUGUUCUCCACGCUGUCGCCCUUACGCCAACAGUGCUGAACUAGAGUCGGGUGUUUCUCGGCAAUCGCGACCUACCGCUCCUUUGAUUCAGAGAGGCGAUGGCUGCGAGGGAACCCUGAACGGAUCUAUCCACUUGUCAACAUUUUCGGGGGCAUUUGCAUCUCAACAUAGCGGAGAUGCCAGCGAAUCGCUAUCGCUCUCCGGUUUGUUUGCUUCUUCGACGACGAGUCGCACGGCAACCGGUGUGAAAUUGGAUGCUUCAUCAUCUGGGACUCCCUCGUCCACUAGACGGCUAAAUAGAGAGAAGGACGAGUCGAGCACACAGCACCAAAGCAGAAGAUUACUGAGGGGGAGCCAAAUGCGCAUGAACGAAGGGGAAAUCACUCGGAACAGUAGCAGCGAUGGCUCCUUCAUGGGCUCUACUAAGUCAGAAAUGACAGAGGGAAGGCUUUCCGAAAAACGAAAAACGAGGAGGGAACGAGGUCCACAAAACUCGGAGAUGGAAAGGGGGCGCGGCAGUACAGCGCGAGGAGAGGGCGAUGAAUCACACGCAGGGAGCGGAAUCAAGAGCAGCCGGGGGAGCAGAGAUGGAGAGGAGGACGCGACAUGUACUGGUAGCGUCCGAAGCUCGGAAGGGAAACAGGGUAGGCGUAUAGAGGCUGGAGCGGACGGCAGAAACACUGAAGCAGAGAGGACGGGAACGAGCUCAUCACACGGAAGAAAGACAGAGAAAAGCGAGAGCGCCCGCGACUUGGCACGUCGUGUGGAAAAGGGCGCCGAACACAUGGAAAUGGACAUCUGUGCUGCUGUGCAAACCAGCAGCAGAGACAGCAGCCGAACUUCGAAUGCCAAUGGCGUUCCUUCAGAAAGCAGAGAGCAAAGUAGCUCUUCUGUUCUCUCCUCUUCAACGCCGUCUGGGCGGUGUCAGGACACACAUACGUGUUCUGUGUCGUCCUUUAAGAGACGCUCCUCUUCAAUAAAGUCUGGAUCGCUUCAGUAUGCGACACGUGAAUAUCAAGAAAAUGUUUUUGGUUCGUUUCGGUCUUCUUUAAGCCUCUCAGGUCGGCCCUCUUCGGCGGCCGAGAAGCGUCCUACUAAGAUGUGUUCGGCAGCAGGAGGAAUGGAAUCACCAGGGAUACUGGCAGAAACCGUUUCGAGUGAGUGCCGUCUGAUGCCCAGAGAAAGCCAGAGAAGCGUGCCCGAAGGUGACGAAGACGGAGCACUCUACUUCACAUCAAAGUCCCAUACUUCUUGCUCGUCCACGUCGAGAUCGAUGGGCGUUUCUCACGAAUCAGCGCCUCAUUCAGCUGAGACAGCUGAUGCUCAAAAAAAAACCCUUCGCAGCAGGCAUGCUGGGUCUUCGCAUGAAAGAGCUUCGCUGCGUGACGAGGAAGGAACUAUCGAGUUAAUCUCUCUACAAAAGAAUGUAGCAGAGAGAUCUCGUUCCUACACAGGCGACAAAAAAGUUUCGGCGCACAGCUGCCCCACUCUCAAAGGCACUGGUGCCACUGUUGGAAAACACCGGCACACGGAAGAGCGCGCAUCAACCUCACAACGUUAUUCAUCUUUCCCUCCGGGGGUUCCUGCCUUGCCGAAAGCACUUCAACGCCUUUCUGCCCUGCUGACCGGCGAGAAAGACAACGCGGAACUGAGGGCCUUAACUCAGAUUCAGCAAUGCGUCAUUAACCAUGUCGCGACGCAGGCGAUAGUGGAGAGCGCGGUCGCUAGACUCAGGAUGGAACGCUGCCUCAGAGCGAAUAACAUUUCAAGAGACGAGUUAGAGAACGUCGAGGCCUAUCUGGUUAGCAAAAUGCCACUUACAAUCGGGGUCGAUCUCCUCAACGUCAUGCCGCACCUACUCGAGGACAAUCACUACAGGAGCAGAUUUGAACUGAAAAGUCAAGCACAGCUGGCGGAAGCCAGCGAGAGACGAACAUCGGAAGCGGCAUUGUUCAAUGGUUUCUAUGAUCACGCCUCUGUCCGGCCGGAACACCGACCGAAGCACGGCCUCCUAAACGUCUACCUUUACCCGUAUGCUGACUCGCGCUUUCACUCACCUAGUCAGGCGUUCCUGCUUUUGGAGGAACACGUGCGGGUUCGAGUCACGGUAGCGGCGUCCAGAAAUCGCCCCAAGCCAUGGCGGCAGCGCGUUGGUACACUGGCGGAUAUGUGGCACGUGUUGGAUCUCUUGGGGAAUCGACAGAUCAAGGAAAUCUUGGACAUCGCAAACGGAAGACGAGGCCGGCCCGAGCUCUUCGACGACGAAAAGCUGCCGCAGUUCCAUGUACACGGCGGUCUUGACCUCAAUAAAGACGUUGCUGCAGUAGCUGUACGCAAGUCGGAGUAUGAGGCAAGAGGAAGGGUCAGAGAGUAUCUGGAUCAAAUAAGCCAGAAGUACUUGUUCCCAAUUAUCACGUGUGAGGAGCUUGACGAGCUCCUUGCCGAAGGCCGUGGAUGGUAUACUGCAGUGCGGGAACGAGGCCAUGCGCUCAUUCAGAGGUCGGCCGCAAUGCAAAAUACUUCCGGAUUCAUUUAG